This is a messenger RNA of Leptidea sinapis, 656 nucleotides long. Its product is annotated as zonadhesin-like. The record is from RefSeq and is a predicted model, not a curated record. Bases 68 to 517 code for a protein of 149 amino acids. The transcript is spliced from 4 exons. Lineage: Eukaryota; Metazoa; Arthropoda; Insecta; Lepidoptera; Pieridae.
AAAUUCUUAGCAAUAUCGCGCUAAUUUUCAUUGUCAUUUAAAUCACGGAAUAGUGAAGUGCUUUGCAAUGGGUCAACUGUUUAUAACUUUAUUAGUAGUAUUUUUCCUGAAAUCGUCGUUAGGUUCCCAACCAUGCGGUGUCAACGAAUACUUGGAGAGCUGUGCCAAGGAUUGUCUGUACGAUAAUUGUCCGAAAAAUGCACAAGAUGACUCUGUGUCAUGUGCCAGUCCUAAGGAGUGUGUUUCUGCGUGUAAAUGUAUAUUUAAUCACCGUAGAGCUGAUAACGGAACGUGCAUACAAACUACGUCAUGCCCACCUUUCGACUGUCCCGCCAAUGAGGUCUUCGAUCCAUGUCCCUCGUAUUGUCCCGGAGAAGACUGCAAGUCCGCAACUCCUCAUGGGUUAUGUCCGUUUCCAAUGCUGCUAGUGGUCUACUGCACUCCUAGCUGUAGAUGCCCUCGAGGCCACUGGAGAAAGAAUGGAGUUUGCGUGCCUUAUGAAGAGUGCGGGAUAUAGAAGAAUGAAGAAAUAUUUCCAACGCUGUUUUCAAAAUUCAGCUUCGUAUUUUUGUGUCUGCAAAUCUUAGAAAGUAGUUUUGGGAUUCAUUCUGUUAUUUUUGUAUAAUAAUUAAAUAUAAGCCUGGGUCAAUACACAC